CGGCGCCGGAUAUAGGCUGAAAAGCACGACUCUCGCGAGACCUGUUGGCUCCGCCCAGCCUCCCAGCGACGCCCUUGCCGCCAUGUUGCUUGUGGGCAGGUUCCUGAGGCAGACGGCUGGAGAACCCCUCUCCCGCUCUUGCGUUUGGAGGAAACCAGACUCCGGCUCCGCCCGGGCUCAUGUCCGGUGGUCUGCGAGCCGGUGUUCAUGACCAAGCCCUCCGAGUGAUCUGCCUGCUUUCCGGUCCACACGAGGGAAGGAGCAUUGGGGACCUGUCCACCCACAAAGCCAGAGUCCCGAAGAUUACUCCAAGGCAAGAAAGAAAGAAUGCCGCUCUUCUUCCGGAAGCGGAAACCCAGUGAAGAGGCUCGGAAACGCCUAGAGUAUCAGAUGUGUCUGGCAAAAGAAGCUGGGGCCGAUGACAUUCUUGACAUCUCUAAGUGUGAGCUCUCAGAGAUUCCAUAUGGGGCUUUUGCAACGUGCAAAGUUCUGCAGAAGAAGGUGUUGAUUGUCCACACGAAUCACCUCACUUCCCUGCUCCCUAAAUCCUGCAGCCUCCUGAGUCUCAUAACCAUCAAGGUUCUGGAUCUUCAUGAUAAUCAGCUGUCAGCGCUUCCUGACGACAUCGGGCAGCUGACCGCCCUCCAGGUCUUGAACGUGGAAAGGAAUCAACUGACGUAUCUCCCACGUUCCAUUGGGAACCUGAUCCAGCUCCAGACCCUCAAUGUGAAAGAUAACAAGCUGAAGGAGCUUCCAGACACCGUGGGGGAACUUCGAAGCUUACGUACUCUUGACAUCAGUGAGAACGACAUUCAGAAGUUGCCGCAGCUGCUGGCGCACGUUCGAACCCUGGAAACUCUGAGCCUCGACGCCUCGUCCAUGGUCUACCCACCCCAGGAGGUGUGCAGUGCUGGCACCCAGGCCAUUCAGCAGUUCCUCUGCAAAGAGUCAGGGCUGGAAUACUACCCCCCUUCUCAGUACCUGCUGCCAGUCCUGGAGCAGGAUGGAGGCGACACCCCCCGGGACAGUCCAGACGGGCUCUCGAACAGACUCUGCAGGGAGGAGGUGGAGUGGCAGAAUAGGUUCUCAGACUAUGAGAAGAGGAAGGAACAGAAGAUGCUGGAGAAAUUGGAAUUUGAACGGCGUCUGGAACUUGGGCAGCGAGAGCAUGCCCAGCUCCUCCAGCAGAGCAACAAUCAGAAGGACGAGAUCCUUCAGACGGUCAAGGAGGAGCAGUCCCGGCUGGAGCAGGGCCUGAGCGCGCGGCAGCGCUACCUGGACGCCGAGCGCCAGCGGCUGCAGGAGCAGCUGAAGCAGGCGGAGCAGAACGUCUCCAGCCGGAUCCAGAAACUCCUGCGGGAGAACCAGAGGCAGAAGAAAAGUUCUGAGAUCUUGAAGUCGCUGGAAAAUGAAAGAAUAAGGAUGGAACAGUUGAUGUCCAUAACCCAGGAGGAGACUGAGAACCUGCGGAGACGUGAGAUUGCCUCCGCCAUGCAGCAGAUGCUGACCGAGAGCUGUAAGAGCCGGCUCGUCCAGAUGGCCUACGAGUCUCAGAGGCAGAGCUUGGUCCAGCAGGCCUGUUCCAGCAUGGCCGAAAUGGAUGAGCGGUUCCAGCAGAUUCUGUCAUGGCAGCAGAUGGAUCAGAACAAAGCCAUCAGCCAGAUCCUGCAGGAGAGCGCCAUGCAGAAGGCCGCGUUUGAGGCCCUCCAGGUGAAGAAAGACCUGAUGCACCGGCAGAUCAGGAACCAGAUUAAGUUAAUAGAAACUGAGUUAUUGCAGCUGACACAGCUGGAGGUAAAGAGGAAGUCCCUGGACACAGAGGCACUUCAGGAGGUGAUCGUUGAGCAGCGCUGGGCCCUGAGCUCCCUGCUCCAGCAGCUGCUCAAGGAAAAGACGCGGCGAGAGGAGGAGCUCCGGGAAAUUCUGACAGAGUUAGAAGCCAAAAGUGAAACCAAGCAGGAAAACUACUGGCUGAUUCAGUAUCAACGGCUUCUGAACCAGAAACCCUUGUCCUUGAAGCUGCAGGAGGAGGGCCUGGAGCGCCAGCUGGCCGCCCUCCUGGUGGAUCUCUCGGCGGAACACUACCUGCCCCUGUUCGCCCACCACCGCAUCUCGCUGGACACGCUGAGCCGCAUGAGCCCUGCCGACCUGGCCAAGGUGGGCGUCUCGGAAGCUGGCCUGCAGCACGAGAUCCUGCGGAGGGUGCGGGAGCUGCUGGCCGCAGCCAGGAUCCAGCCAGAGCUGCCGAACCCACCCAAGGGUGAGGCCCUUAGGGCCCUGGAGGUGCCCACUGCCCCCGAGGAGCUUCCCGAGCCCGUGACCCCGUCUGCUCCCCCCGCAGAGCUAGAGAUGCCGACCUCGGAAUGUGUCGUGUGCCUGGAGCGGGAGGCCCAGAUGAUCUUCCUCAACUGUGGCCACGUCUGCUGCUGCCACCAGUGCUGCCAGCCCCUGCGCACGUGCCCGCUGUGCCGCCAGGAGAUCGCGCAGUGCCUGCGGCUCUACCGAGGCUGAGUCCCAGCCGCCACCCCCCAGGGCCCCACGCUCCAGCCCACCCGACCCUGACUCCUGCUCUGCUUGAGACCACCCCCCUCUGCCCUAGGGCCCUUGCUCACGACCUGGGAGCAGCCCCCCCUUCCUGUCCAAGCACACUUCUGGGCUGGGGAGGAAGACCGUCCUGGCAUCGGGCACUUCCCAGCAGUCCAACCAUGGCAGGUUACAGCCCUCGGCAGCCCUGGCCCUCCGGGAGCCUAAGUGUCCUCAUCAGGGUAACAAGGACAGUGCCGUCCCCCUCUGUCGGGUGGUGGAAGUGUGGGAGGGCCCUGGCCGAGUACGGAGCGGGUGUGUGGGGCGUCCCCCACAGACUGCCAUGGGCUGGCCUCAGAUGGACUUGCCAGUGUAUGCUGAGUGCAGGCCUUGUGCUACGGGCCACGCCGGCCCCUCCUGACUCUGCUCUCCAGAUCUGCCUCUCCUGACCUGAAGCAGGAAUGUCAAUACACCCGCCUCCAGUCUGA
Messenger RNA from Lutra lutra (Eurasian river otter), 3011 nucleotides. RefSeq names its product leucine rich repeat and sterile alpha motif containing 1 (gene LRSAM1). The transcript is spliced from 26 exons. The record is from RefSeq and is a predicted model, not a curated record. NCBI's taxonomy places the organism in Eukaryota, Metazoa, Chordata, Mammalia, Carnivora, Mustelidae. The coding region runs from base 328 to 2511 and encodes 727 amino acids. Gene Ontology annotation, biological process: protein ubiquitination. Gene Ontology annotation, molecular function: protein binding; ubiquitin-protein transferase activity.